This is a messenger RNA of Aspergillus steynii IBT 23096, 1706 nucleotides long. RefSeq lists its product as uncharacterized. The transcript is spliced from 3 exons. The record is from RefSeq and is a predicted model, not a curated record. NCBI's taxonomy places the organism in Eukaryota, Fungi, Ascomycota, Eurotiomycetes, Eurotiales, Aspergillaceae. Bases 255 to 1454 code for a protein of 399 amino acids.
CGCCGUUCGGCGCCGCGGUUGGGUCUUCGGAGGUCUUUUCCAAGCCUGCCAAGCCAGAAUGGCGCGAUGGAUUGCCCCUCGGCAGCUGGAGGGAGCUGAACCCAGCUGAAGGGUCCUGGAGAUGCUGCCUGGCCCAUAAAUUGCCUUUCCCCUCAUUCUUCGAGUUCUCUUCCCCUAACUUUCUCUCCAUCUCUGCUCCAAAUCCCCAUAUUUCAAAGGCUUCUCCAUCCAAGCUACUCUGUGCCGUCAUAAUCAUGUCUUACAACAGAGAAACUGGGUCCGGCGGAUACGGCGGAAACGACAGCUACGGCUCGUCUAACCGGUCUGGAGGUUCCGAUUCCUACGGUUCCGGUCGUAACAACGACAGCUACGGCUCUGGAAGUGGAAGUGGAAGUGGCAAUACCUACGGCUCAUCUGGUGGCAACUACACAUCCAGCGGCCGUAGUAACGACAACGAGACCUCCUACGGAUCCUCUGGCAACUCUUACGGAUCCAAGAAUGACAGCUACGGCUCGUCGGACAAUUACGGGUCCAGUCGCCGCGAGAACGAUAAUGCUGGAUCAUCCGGCAACACGUACGGAUCGUCCGACUCCUACGGUUCAAACCGUCGCGACAAUGACAACGGCAACUCGUAUGGCUCCUCGGGUAACUCGUAUGGACGGAAGAAUGAAGAUUCCUACGGGUCAUCUGGUAACACGGUUGGAUCUUCCAACAACUCCUAUGGUUCGAGCCGUCGCGAAAACGACCAAAGCAACUCGUACGGCUCAUCGGGAAUCUCGUCCGGGCAGAAGAAUGAAGAUUCCUACGGGUCAUCUGGUGGAUCCUAUGGCUCUAGUCGCCGAGAUGGCGAUGGUGACAACUCAUACGGCUCUUCUGGCAACAACUAUGGCUCGAAGAACGACAGCUACGGAUCUUCGAGCAAUACGUAUGGAUCUGGCAAUGAUUCGUACGGUUCUAGCCGCCGUGAUAACGACAAUGAUAAGUCGUACGGUUCUUCUGGCAGUUCUCGCAACGACACCUACGGAUCAUCGUCGAGCAACACAUAUGGAUCCGGAAAUGAUUCAUAUGGUUCUAGCCGGCGUGACAACGACAACGACAACAGAGGCUCGUACGGCUCCUCCGGCAACUCGCGCAAUGACACCUACGGGUCGUCGUCGGGUAAUACCUACGGCUCUGGUGGAGACUCCUACGGGUCUAAGAACGAUAGCUACGGGUCUAGCGACCGCUCCCGUGAUAACUAUAGCUCUUCUUCGGGCAAUGCCUACAGCUCUGGAGGAGACUCAUAUGGCUCGUCCGGCACUCUGAGGAACGAUACAUAUGGCUCAUCGACCUCUGGCUCGAACCGUCGUGAUAAUGACUCCCACGGAUCUUUUGGCGGCAGCGGCUCCGGGAACACUUAUGGGUCUUUGAACAAUGAUUCAUAUGGCUCGUCGAGUGGCAGUCGAUACAACUAGGGGGUAUAUACGUAUGGCGGUGAUCGGGAUGAAGGGAGGGCUCUUGGGUUUAUAUUUGAAUCACGUUGGAUGUAGCAGGCAAAUUAUGCCAUACUUCACCUUCGCGUCCAGCAACAGUAAAUGCAUCGGCACUAAAACAACAUAUGUGCCAUUACAAAUGUCAAAGAUAAAUUUCAUUCUCAAAUGGGAAGAUAGUAUUUAGGACUAUUCUGAAAGUCAAUCACUUGCAUCUCUUGAAUUGCUCAAUAUUAU